AUGGAGGAGACGUUAACCACUAUCAAAUCUGAAAACAGCCAAGGCAAAAAGAAAACGCGACGGCGAGGACCACGAUUGACUGGAGUCAGCCGGCAGCGGAGAAUGGCCAACGCUCGAGAGCGAAGUAGGGUGCAGACCCUUAAUGCACACAUCGAAAGGCUCCGGGACUUAAUACCUCUUUUUCCUGGAGAGAAGAAACCUUCGAAGACAGAAACCAUCCGAUUAGCGGCCGUUUACAUCUCCUGUCUCACGGAAAUUUUGGAGGCGACACCUGAAGGCCUCGAGAGAAUUUCCACCGAGGAAUUGAUGCCCCCUUUUCCAGGACUCGAGGACGGUUUGGGUUUGGGUGGCUUCCCGGGUUUGCCUCAAUUGUGUUUAGACCCGUUCGCUGACGAAGGUAAGCGAUGAAGUUUUCGACUCAAUUAUUGCAUGUGUACGUAAGUACAUGUGCUGUGGAUCACUGUCAUCAGUUUCAUAGCCUGAUCUAUACCAUGGGAGGUCUGAUAAUUCUAAGUAAUUAAUCUUUCCGCCUUUGUUUUUUUACGUUUUUUGCAACUUCUGGUACCGGAAGGAUCUAUUUUAGAACCAAUUUAUAAUAUUUGCUGCAAAUAUUUAAACAAUCGCGUUGUGAAAUGUUUGAGAUUUGUCCGUAGAUUAUGGAUGGCCCUUUUGAAACAUGUUUACAUGUUAUAAACUCUUUUUCACUGGUAAAAUAAACAAUUAGUAUUGUCUAUUUAUAUAAAAUGUCUUUCAAGGUGGCGGCGUUCAUCCCCUGAAAUUGCUUCCGAGAUAUAAGGGCCCUGAGAUGAAUAUUUGUACAUUUUAAUACUUGAAUUGAAUUGUAACUUUGUAAUAAAAUGAAAAGGACUGAAUUGUUGAUUUCGAAACUUAAAGUAAAUCUUUAAAUCCGCCAAGCUGCACUUAACAUUUAUUUGUUUGUGUUGUUUUUAUUGAUGUAUCAAUUUUCUGUUUGUGUUUAGACAACCUAUUGGACCUGGAUCUCGCAGACUACAUGUGGGAGGAAUUCGAAUAGCAAGCAAGCUCAAAGGCACGAAAUAAAACAAGGACAAGUUUUCUAUGAACAUCUUUCAUCUCACGAGCGUUCAGCCACUUAUCGAGAAAAUUAUCACCUACUUAUCAAGUGUGGAAUCAAAUCUAGAAUAUAUAAUGUUACAUUUAGCCCUGCACAGCUUUAGGCGUUUAGGAGCAUUGGGUCACGACUUGUAGUAUCUCUCACUAAUGUAGAAAAUACGAAGAAGUAUCAAGUCAAACUUUUAGUGGAAUCGGCCAUCUAUGCCCUAACGAUAUGCAACCGCGCGCAAAUCAGUGUAAUUCUUGUAAUUCGCGCAAAAGAAAAAAAUUUCAAGGCGAUCUUGAGACAGCAAAUAGAGUAAAGACAAAAAACAAAUGGAAAAAGUAAACCCAAAUUUUUCAAUGCCUAAUGAAAACAAACACCACGGAUGCCUUUGAUUUCACCAUUCCACAUAUUGUUUCAGUCCAACCACGACAAAACUGAUCUUUGCACAAUCACGAAGCUGUUCUUACAGACCUUCCAUUACUGUAUAGAUAUCCAAAACCACAACGAUUUCAUAACAAUCUGCACAAUUGAUUCAUUUGAAUGGUUACAUAAGCAAGGAUUCAAUGCGCUACUGAAAUGAAAAAGGUUUUCAGUCUAACAAACAACUUGAAAAAAAAAGCAAGUACUAGUUCUACUUCGCAGCUCCCCACGGUGAUCCCGGCACACAGUCCCUCGAUGAUUUCGAUCGGAAUCGUUUAAGUUUGUGUCAAAGAUUUGCAUAGAAAGCGAACGAAGAAUUCUUUUUAAUUCUUAGUCAAUGGUCCUUUAAAAAACACAGAUCUUGCAAAAUUUUUGUUGAAUUUCAAGGGUUUCGUAGUUUCGCUUUUCCGCCUUUUUUCCACGUCGCAUUCUCACCUUUCGAGGCCGAGCCUUGAAAUCUCGGCCAUGCUUCAGCUAUAGUGCGGACUCGAGCGCCUGAUUCCUUCAGUGAUUUGUCAGUGUUCGUUUUUUCGUUGUCUACUGGCGACAGGACGAUACUGAUAUGCUUCGUAUUUUCUAUAAGAAAAAAAUGAAACCUCUUCCACCAUGACUUGCAUAACGAAAGCUAUUGUAGCCUAGUUGUCUUGCAAACUAUCGAAUUCACCAAUCGUCAUGCGUAAAUGAACCCUAAUUAACAGUUUGUUCUUGUGCUUAUGUUUAUUGUACUGUACAAAGUGGUUCUAACUUUUUUACUUUCAAGAUGAAAGCGUGAAGUGACCACUCAACGAAGACUGAAAUUACGAAAUUACUGAACGAGAAGUAAUGUGCAUUCAUUCAUUAACAUUAGAAGGUGUGGUUCUGCAUGUCUAAGUCUGAGGAGAAAACACCAAAAGUUUGUAACCAUUCAAAUAAUAUAUAUCUCCUAAGCAUAGCUGAUAGUUGUUCGGGGGAAUUUUUUUGUUAACUUGGCAAGAUUAAAUGAAUCCCGGGAAUGGAUUAAAAUUUGCCUCUACAAGAUAAGGAUUAUAAUCUUCAAAUUCCGAGGCGGGCACUUGGAGUGUUAAUUAUCUGACGAAGAACAACUUGUUUUAAAGUUGUGUUCGACUUAUAAUAAAGUAAACGGUUAUCUUCUACCUCGUAUAAUUAUUCGAUUUAACAAGAAGAUGUAAUCGAAAUUGAAACUCGAUGGAUAUAUUUAUAGCAGCC
Porites lobata is the source of this 2704-nucleotide messenger RNA. The record is from the annotation of a GenBank genome assembly. Lineage: Eukaryota; Metazoa; Cnidaria; Anthozoa; Scleractinia; Poritidae.